Molecule: messenger RNA, 5134 nt
Organism: Stegastes partitus (bicolor damselfish)
Lineage: Eukaryota; Metazoa; Chordata; Actinopteri; Pomacentridae
Gene: cdk6
Product: cyclin dependent kinase 6
Exons: 7
Coding region: 1016-1993 (325 amino acids)
Biological process (GO): regulation of cell population proliferation; signal transduction; cell dedifferentiation
Cellular component (GO): cyclin-dependent protein kinase holoenzyme complex; nucleus; cytoplasm
Molecular function (GO): ATP binding; cyclin-dependent protein serine/threonine kinase activity; cyclin binding
Source: RefSeq, a predicted model, not a curated record
UAAUAAAAAAUAAUAAUAAUAAAUUAAUAAAUACAGAUAUUUGUGCAGGAAAAAAAAUGUAUUUAUGAAGGCUAGAAAUGUUGCUGUGCAGUCAAAUAACACACCACGAGUAAUUCUUUUAAAAUUUUAAGGCUUUUUUUUUUUUUUUUUAAUUUCGCCUAUAUUGUAGUGCACGCGCUAUUAAAUUAGAAAAAAAUUCAGGCACGCGGCGAAAGCUAAUGGAAACACGUUUAAAACUCAGCCGACGUGUCGUUUUACGCAUUUAAAGCGGUUUGUGUGCCCCAAAAGCGAGUUUUACGGAGUUUUAAAUGGACUGUUGCUGUAGGAAGUUCAGACAAUGCAGCCACGUGCUCGCCAAAGUUUGUGUCUCCUCAAACAGAAACUCUGAUAAAAACAAAGUUAGCUUCGCUAGCAUGCAACGGCGCACCGGGUAAGCAUCGUUAAACCCUUAUUUUAUUUUUUAUUUCUGAUAAUUUGCUUAUUUUAACACAUUCACGCAGCUCACAUGAACAUUACUUCAACAACCGCUGCAUGUGUGGUGAAUUCACGAGUGCGCCUGGUGAUGUUUUUUUUUUUUUUUUUUUAAACACGAAGCUAGCUUGAAAACAUAGCAAAACAAGCUAACAGUUAUUUUUUUUUAUUAUUUCACAUUACUUUGUGUUCAGAGGUAGGAGGACAUGAGCUGCAAUGCGUAAUAGUAGGAGGAGUGGAAGUAGUUGGGACGCAACGGUGCUGUUUUUUUUUGUUUUUUUUUUGAUAGUCGGAAUAAAACAUGAUGACAGUCCUGUUAUUGCCUACCUGGAGCACUCUUUGACCAUAUCUGACAAAGAUGGUGUCUUCCUCCAUCUGUGUCUCCCUGUCAUCUAGGCAUUGCAUGUGCCAACUUUUUGCUGUGAAUAUGCCUUUGUGAGAAACUCUGGCUCGUCACCCUCGCCGGGAUUCCCCGCAAUAUUUUCAACAAGAGAGGAGAAACAAAACACACACACUCACAAAAAAAAAAAAAAAAUCUGCAAAAAUGGACAAAGAAACUAUUGGUACCCAAUAUGAGCCUGUGGCCGAGAUUGGAGAAGGAGCUUACGGGAAAGUGUACAAGGCGAGAGAUUUGAAGAACGGGGGACGCUUUGUAGCCCUAAAAAGAGUUCGUGUCCAGACGGAGGAAGAGGGGAUGCCUCUCUCCACCAUCCGGGAGGUGGCGGUACUGAGGCAGCUUGAAGCCUUCGAGCACCCCAAUGUUGUCAGGUUGUUUGAUGUGUGUACAGUCUCUCGGACUGACCGAGAAACCAAACUCACGCUGGUCUUUGAGCAUGUGGAUCAGGACCUGACCACCUACCUGGAGAAGGCCCCUGACCCCGGAGUACCACCUGAGACCAUCAAGGAUAUGAUGUACCAGCUGCUCCAGGGGCUGGACUUCCUGCACUCACACCGCGUGGUUCACCGUGACCUGAAGCCCCAAAACAUCCUGGUCACCAGUGGGGGACAGAUCAAGUUGGCCGACUUUGGUCUAGCUCGCAUCUACAGCUUCCAGAUGGCGCUCACCUCUGUGGUGGUGACACUGUGGUACAGAGCCCCAGAAGUGCUGCUGCAGUCCAGUUACGCUACACCAGUGGACCUGUGGAGCGUCGGCUGCAUCUUUGCUGAGAUGUUCAGGAGAAGACCGCUAUUUCGAGGAAACUCAGAUGUUGAUCAGCUGGGAAAGAUUUUUGAUGUUGUUGGGGUACCUUCAGCAGAAGACUGGCCACAAGAGGUGGCCCUACCACAGAGUGCCUUCACACCCCGGCCCCCGAAACCAAUAGAAGACUUGGUUCCAGACAUGGACGAGCAGGGACGGGCCUUGUUAAUGCAAUUCCUCGCCUUCAAUCCCUCCAGGAGAAUAUCGGCCUUCGCUGCGCUGAGUCACCCCUACUUUCAAAGCGUGGACAGCCACAGCAGAAGUGUGUACGCGGCCCAACCCAUCCCCAGCAACAAGCCCACUAUGGAGGAGAGGACUGCCUGAUGGUCCUCCUUCACCUUUGAUCAUCCAUACAGUGUCUGCAAAAAGUAUUCUCUGUACCCCACCUUGGUGUUUUUCAUGCUUUACUGCUUGAAGGUUUUUGACGCUGAUAGGCAGAAAAAAAGUCACUUUCAAAAUGAAGACUAAUCAAGUAGAAAUGUAGAAGGCAAAAUAAGUGAUUACAGAAGUAUUCACCUCCUCAAAGAAAAUAUUUAGCAGAUGCACCUUAAAGCUUUGAGUUUAUGCGGCUAAAUCUGUUAAGCUCAUCACACGACUGACUAAAAGUUUUCAUGUUCUGCCUUAAAUCCUUAAUUGUCUUAUGGUCUGGAUGGUGAUUUGACCACUUGAGUGUUUUUUUUAAAGCAGUCUAGUGCAGCUUUAUGGUUUGCAGGUGGUUUUCCUGCUUCUCCUCAUAGUAGCAGAGCUUCCUCUGGGAUUUUUCUACAUUUUGCUGCAUUGAUUUCAUCCCUAUCCUCACAAAUCCUUAAGAGCCAACUGCAAAGUCUCCGCAGCAUGAUGCUACCAAGCCCCAGCUUUGCAUAACAUGUAGUUUGUUGGUAUAAAGGCUUGAAUUUAGGGACAUCCAGCCACAGAGCCUUGUUUCACUUCUGCACAUGGUUCUUAGCAAGCUGACAUGUCAUGAGAUUUUUCAACAGUGGCUUUCUUUUUGCUAGUUGGCCAUAGUUCUAGUAAUGGCAGGCAGCAGCUGCCUAGUCUCAGUUAGUUGAUGCCACCUGCUGGGGUCUGCAAAUGUAAAUGCAUUUAACUUAAAAAAAUAAAUAAAUAAAUAAAAAUCACAUCUUGAUCUCUACCACCAACUGCAUCAGUGAUGAAUUAUCAGUUGACAGUUCUCUCUUUAACAUGACUUUUUUUUCUGAUCCUCAGUGUCAAAAAGCUUUAUUCAUUUUGGUUCCACAUUUUAUAUGAAACAAUACAUGAAACAGACACAGGGAAGGGGAAUACUUUUUGUAGUCCACGUACAAAGCUCCAGGAUGUACUCAUAAGGAGGAGAGUGAAGAUUGUGUCGAGAACACCAGCGCUCUCACCCCUGAACCAUGCACACAAGCUGUCCUCCUUCCAUGAACUGAUGGAUUGUUAUUGCUGCUUUUAGGUUGUGAAAUGUUGAUAAUUGACUGUGUGUAACAAUGCAAAGAGACUUGCAUCUCAGAUUGACUGCUAGUAGCGGGCGGACAGACUGUCGAGGCCAUGAAGCCGAAGCCUCUUUAUGACCAAGUGUUUAGCCUUGCAAGAGCCCCUCGGACUGGGGGACUGGACCGUACAGGAGCCUGGAUGGACAGCAUGGAGUUCACCUGCCUUUAUGUUUAACUGUGUGCGUGCGCGCAGCACGAAGAUAAACAGUUGAAGCGCACUCACAGAUACAUACACAACAUUUAGUGUGUCCACUGCCGCUGACAUAAGCACGCUCAUGUACCUAUGUACUCAUUCAAACAUUAUUAGGCAUCACAAGCCAGUCACUCACUGCCAUGUCGUUAUCAUUCCAGUUUUACCUAUAAUAUUGCUGCCGCCUUGUGGAUGUCUGGAGUAACUGCAGACCAGUAGCGGGAUUCUAAUGGUUUCUGCACUCAUCUUCAAGGAACUCAUCGUAAUGGGCUGAUAUCGGUGCUGAGACAAUGAUGAAAGAACUUAGAAAUGUUCCUGCCACUUGUGGUGUUUAAGACUUUUUUUUAUGACUUUUGGUCUGCCAUCACGGACUUUUAUCAGUAUGAAAACCAAUUAAUAUUUACUAUCCAAAUGAUACAGUAAUGCACAGGCUUGCAAUAGGUGGAGAAAGUCCCACCAGCACUAUUCAACAUGAAAACAUUUGGCAUAGUAUUGUGUCACCAAUAUUCUGUAUUUAAUUUUAAUUUUAUUGACAAGUCUUAUGCUUGUUACUUGAUCUUUUUUUUUCUUUUUUUAAGAUGCUGGGGCAUACAAUAUUCUUACACCAAUUACACCAACUCAUUAGAUGAUUAGGGAGUUUGUGUAAGAAUAGUUUGACAAUGUAAGGAAUGUAUAAAGGAUAGGCAUUGGUACUAUACAGUAUGUUGUGCUAGCUGUAAAGUACAAGCUGUAAUGAUAGAAAACUUUCGAUACGUGCAUUGUCAGCACAUAGAUAUGUCGUAAAAAUGGAUAGACGUAGAGUAGCGAGGGUCAGUGGAAUGUUGUAUGGAGAGUCUUUUGUCCUUUGCAAAUGUUGGGUGGGUUCUGUGGGUGCUUAAUGGAUUUCCUUUACCUUGGAUUGCGAGUGACUACAAAUUUUAUCGUAGUUUUGAUAAUGAAUUAAUGCACAAAUAUUUUGUGUACAGUUUUUGCUUUAUUUUCCAUUCAUGUGCUGUUGUAUUCCAGUUCAGUUUUUACCAGCAAGAAAAAAAAAAGAAAGUUAUGCAGAGUUGUAUUUUUCUAUGUAUGUAGUAGUUCUUGCAGAACAGUAACAUUUUAACACUGGUUUAUGUUUUCUUAACAGGUAGUGCUGUUAGCACACACACACACACAGACACAUUCUCUGACUUUCUCAGGUUCUUGUUAUGGACGUCCGAACCUCUCGGGCACAGUUUGCACAUCUCUGGGCUACUAAAUGACCACAUUACAACCCCUUCAGGUUUUCUUUCAAGCUGUUUCAUGAUCAUGUCAUUGAUCAUAGUCUACUGUCAUUCCUAUUUAUCAAGUAUAUGUUACUGUAGUCAUUACUGUCUGAAGAUAACUGCCUGUAUAAACUGUUUUUGCCAGCGACUUUUAACUGCUAGAUGUCAGAACCCGACAGGAAAACAUGUGUAAUUGUCUGCUUAACUAAAAACACUGUGUGAAUUUUCUGUUUGAUAACAACUCAGAUCUGGUGUAAGUGAUGCAUACAAUGCAGUGGAAGCUACAAAUACAUUACACAUAGAGGUUUACACUUAAAAUAAUGACUGCUUUAGUCUCAUUACAGUUAAUGCAAUUACUGUAUGCUUUUCUUAACUAAUUUGCAAUGCAUUUCAGUCUCAUAACAACUUAAGUCCACGGUUGAACUUUUAGCAGUUUCACUGUUUUGAAACCAACAUAGCUUGAUCCAUCAUAUCACUUCAACUGGCAUUAUACUUAUGUAUUAAUGCAUUGGUGUCUUAUUAUUGUGUUGCACCAGCUGAAUAAAAAGCAGCUUUUUAUGAA